AGUAAUCGGAAACGAAACGGGUUUUCGUGAAGGGGUUUUAAGAAAUGCAGAGCUCCUCUCUUCGAUUCCACUUCCUCCGAGAAAACUAGUAUGGGGUUAGGGUUUUGCGUACAGGGGUAAAGGAUGCAGAGACUUAAGACCUCAGUUCCGCUUUCUCUGAGAAAACUAGGAUUAGGGUUUUGCACGUCUUCUUCUGAGAAGAUCUUAGCAUCUGUGCUCUUUGAAAGGCUCCCUGUCGUGAUUCCCAAGAUUGACCCUCUAGUCUACGCAUUUCAAGAGUUCGCGUUCCGGUGGCGCCAACAGUAUGGACGGCAAUAUCCUGAUGAGGUCUUAGGGAAAGCGGAUGCCAGGGGAAAAGGUGAUUAUCAAAUUGAUUAUCAACCGGCUCCACGGAUCACGGAAGCUGACAAGACUAAUGAUAGAAGGUCAUUACAGAGGGCACUUGAUAGAAGACUCUAUCUGCUCUUGUAUGGUACUGCAUUUGGUACAUCAAAUAAAAAUCCAGUUUGGCACUUUCCUGAGAAGGUUUAUGGGACUGAAGAAACAUUGCGCAAGUGUGCAGAAUCAGCUUUACAAUCUGUGAUUGGAGACCUUUCCAAUACAUACUUUGUUGGGAAUGCUCCUUUUGCUCAUAUGGCUAUACAGCCCUUUGAGUCAGAUUCUGAUCUUCCCACUUUCAAGAGAUUCUUCUUCAAGUCACAAGUGAUUGGCACCAGCAGGUUUGGUGUGAGGGAGUGUGAGGAUCACGUUUGGGUGACCAAAGACGAAUUGUUGGAAUACUUCCCAGACCAAGCUGCAUUCCUCAACAAGAUGAUCAUCAGCUGAUAAAAAAAGCAAUUUUGGUCCAAUUUUGUGUUGUAGAAAAAUGUUGAAAUAUUCUUAUUAAAAAAUCUUCAGUGAUCUGGGUCUCGGUUUGUGAUUACGUACGAGGAAGAACACUCUCUAUAUGUGGUCUCCGGGCUUGAUCAAGAAAGUAGAGAAUCUAGAAUCGUCUUUGAACUCGAAAGUGAAAUUUAGUGGUUUGGUGUGCAUGUGUUGUCUCUUU
Molecule: messenger RNA, 1045 nt
Organism: Amborella trichopoda
Lineage: Eukaryota; Viridiplantae; Streptophyta; Magnoliopsida; Amborellales; Amborellaceae
Gene: DECOY
Product: decoy
Cellular component (GO): mitochondrial large ribosomal subunit
Molecular function (GO): structural constituent of ribosome
Source: RefSeq, a predicted model, not a curated record